UGCUUCGACUCGUGAGGGUCCCAUCUCCCGCUCGGUCCGGGGCUGGUCGUGCGAAGACAAUCGGCUCCGGUGUGUCGGCAUUGUCGACGAAGCUGGUUCUGAAAGCAACGAGCAGCUUUUCCAAGGUCUAGCCGUGAGUGACUCUUGGCGGACGAACAGUUAGUAGUCAAGGUGAAUCAUUCACGGCGGGUCGUCGUCAUUGUCGUCGUCUUCGGGGUUGUCAACAUGCCCGAUGGACGGAUCGCGUUCCACCGGCACUCGAACGCUGGGCCACACCACGCCGCUAACGUGAGGCCGCAUUUACCUCACUCGUCCAUUAUUUCAUGAGGCUAAGCUUGCCGAGCCUCGGCCUGAAGCGUCGGCGACCCCUGAACGUGGGUUGGCUGGACAUUUCUGAGUCCUGACCACCCAUCGUCGAAACACGGAUAGCCGACUCGCUGCUUCGAGCUUGGAGCAGUCCAGGGCCAAGCAUGGUGGCUGUUUCGAGAGUGAGAUAUAUGCGCACUUUGAUACAGAACACAGAGUCGCACAUCACAUCAACGCAUGCCGGCCUGCUUCAACCAGUCGGGGGUUUUCUGGCGUCUGAUGGAUGAUUCCGGCUCAGUCUUGCACCUGGAGAUGAUCCCAGUCGACAGCUCGAGCCAGGGUAAAGUGCAGUAUUCCCUAUCGUUGUCGAACAUCCCUGGUGACGGGACCUCAGAGACAGCACAGCAUGCGGCUCUCGAGGGUAGCUUAUCUGGUCUGUCACCUUUCAUCUCAUGCUCCUGCAGCCUCCCGCGCCGCUGCGUUGCCCCAGCCACGCGUGGACGGCCGGCCCUGGGACCCUCCCGGACGUCGAUUCACUGACCGACUCGCUUCACAUCCUUCUUAAGCAAUAAUAAUGGCAGCAUCUUGCAACUCGGACGUGGGGUAGUAGUUUAACCCGCUUCCCUCCCAAGGAAGAGACCUGGGUGCAAAUCCCGGCGUUCGAACUGGCACUGAGCCAUCUUUUUUUUUUUGCGCCUUUUUGCGCUUUUCCUGCUGUGCCGUAAAGAGGGAGAGCAUCGGCUUGCGUUUGAUGAGCCCAGGUGGUCAAUGAAUGCUUCUGGCCAUGCCAGGUGUCACAGUGUGGAAGCAAAAAGCCGGGUUUGUCUCUCUCGAGACGCCUGGGAGGCUGGUGGUGAGGCCAUCCUUCCGCUUGAGGCUCGGGAAGCGGAGAUGUCACAGCCUCUAUCCUGCUCCUUCCCACUCCUGCUCUGCUCCUGCUCUUCUUGCCCCUGCCUGCCCUACCCUCGAAUCACGCGACCUUCCACACCACUCACCACCACUAUCCUCUUGGAGGUUGCGCAUUCGUGAUCGUGCAGCACUUCAUCCGUGAGAGAGAGAAAAAAUGAAACGUUCACACAAGUUUCGUCACUUCCGACAUAUGUGGCAGCGAGCGUCUUGCAGACGGCAAUCCCCUGGGAUCCGGGCCCGCGCAACCUCACCUUCGAUACGCAUACAGUCUCCUUGUUCCCACGUACAGUCUUACACCGACGGUUGAAAUAGCGUGAACCGUGCCCUACUGUGUUACUAUCAGCCAGUGGAGUCGUGGGCUUGCUUGCGAUCUGCAGCGGCUCGUGACCCCCUGGUCGCCCCGUCGGCACUGCCCUGCGCGGGCAGCGGUACUGGACGCCUCGCCUUAUUAUAGCGGCUGCCGUCCCGAGCCACACAGCACCUCGAUCAGCCGAUAUCCACUCCGCACGGCGCGGCGCCUCCACGCGUCAUGAAUGGACCGCCUGUUCGUGUCUCACAGCCUUGGUCAUCCACCACCACUCACUCGUACGACAAGCCGCAAAAGAGUCGGUCGGGCAGCCUGGCGGUUUGUGUCUCGAAACCGCACAUGGCACACCGUGAUGCCGUCUGUCAGCUGACGCUACCAAGUCGAUACCCGCCGACCCCACAGCGCAGUGGUGUAAGCAGGCGACAGCAAUAUCAAGCUUUAUUUUCUUUUUUUUUUUCACGUCUUUUCUCUCUUUCGCUGCCUGCCUGGCAGACGUUGCGCCUCCGAUAGUCGGGCAUCAUGGACGUCCGCAUCGAUGAUGCCGUGCGCCACGCAUAUCGCUCCGCUUUCACGCAGGCCGUGGCCCAAGGCCGAGCUAAACCGUUGGUGAUGCCGUACAGCCUUCUCGGAGUCCCCGUCGUCCUCGUCCUGUGGCUGGCGAUUCCGCACACGCGGCGGCCAUGGCUCUACCAGACAAGGUGGCUCGUCGUGGCAUUCGUCGUCGUCUUUAACUGGCGUGUAGCCCGCGAAUUGUCCAGCACUAACAUGGCCUGCUCGUAUGCGGCCGGGUUGCACGCUGCUUGGGGGAUCAUCUUGACCAUGGACCUUCUCAUAUGGAAACGACCGCAGUUUGUCGCUGCCAGAGCCGUGAGGGUGCUUUCUCGUCGCGCAAAUGGGGAUGCCGCCGCCGCCAUUAACCCGGACGCUUCGAGUCAGGACGGUUUGCGAAGACGCAAAGCCGCAGAGUCGGCAUCAUCACAGGACAAACCACAAGCGGCAUCUAAAAACAGCGAAUUUGUGUGGCAGACGUUCCCUGAAGAUGGCAGCUUGUGGGAGCGCAUUGGCUGGGCUUGGGACUUGGCCUCCAGCUUUCGCGGAUCUGGCUGGAACCAUUCAAUCUCGUCCAUCCCUAGACCUCAGAUGCCUCCCGUGGUUUCCUCAGGGGAGCCCGUCAACAUAGAUUCCAUGCCCGUCGUCUCGGACAGCGGCUACAAGCGACACAGCUCGGAGGCGGCUUUCACGCGUGACCGACUGGUGAAGCUGGCCCUUUUGUAUCUAGUUCUCGACUUUCUUUCCAUCUUCAUGAUGAGAGAUCCAUACUUCAUUCUCGGCCCCGACCAGCCACACGACCUGCCGCCGCAUCUCGAUCGCCUGCCCCGCUGGCUUCUGCUGCUAUAUAGAGAGUUCUUCUCACUUGCCGGGAUCGUGGGCGCCAUCGGCGCCAUGUUCAGCCUCGCCGACCUGGUACAGUACUGGUCCUUCAAGGCGCUUUGCCCAUCUCGCUCGGCGUUGUGGUUUUACAGUACUACCUUUGGGUCCUUCGACCAGGUGCUCGAUCGCGGAUUGGCAGGCUGGUGGGGGGCGUGUUGGCAUCAGACGUUUCGCCAGCAGUUUAUGGGUCCGGCCUCCUACCUGCUACAGCAUGGCUAUCUCAACAAGAAGUCGGAGACGUCAAAGGCCAUCACUAUGUUCAUUUCGUUUGCCCUGUCCGGCUUCCUCCACGCCUCUGGCAGCAUGUCCGCCAUCCCCGCUACCAAGCUCUGGCGCUCGCCUGCCUUCUUCCUGCUCCAAGGCGUGGGCGUGCUCACCCAAGAAAAUUUGGCCAGGCUGGCAAAGCGGCAUGUUCCGGAUCCCUCGCUUGCGCAGAUCCGCAUGGCAAACGUGGUCUUUACCGCCGCGUGGAUGUACGCCACGGCGUGGCUCUUCAUCGACGAUAUUGCUUCGAGUGGGCUGUGGCUGGUGGAGCCUGUGCCGAUAUCUCCCCUGCGCUGGAUGGGGUUGGGGCAUCCUUCGGAUCACUGGUGGCGAUGGGACCGAGACCAGCUGCCCAAAUGGCACGUCGGAAGGCAUUGGUGGGACACGGGCCUCGCAUUGUGAAAUGUUCAUAUAGAUAGACUUGGAGUGCAUGCAUUCAAGGAGUUUGGACGAUAUGUAUUUGCCUUGCAAGUCGCACUUUCACUUAAUGAAAGCCAAUCGUUGGCACCAAUAGACUUAAUGC
This is a messenger RNA of Purpureocillium takamizusanense, 3740 nucleotides long. RefSeq lists its product as uncharacterized. The record is from RefSeq and is a predicted model, not a curated record. Lineage: Eukaryota; Fungi; Ascomycota; Sordariomycetes; Hypocreales; Ophiocordycipitaceae. Gene Ontology annotation, biological process: lipid metabolic process. Bases 2042 to 3619 code for a protein of 525 amino acids. The transcript has 4 exons.